Molecule: messenger RNA, 1361 nt
Organism: Melopsittacus undulatus (budgerigar)
Lineage: Eukaryota; Metazoa; Chordata; Aves; Psittaciformes; Psittaculidae
Product: CD48 antigen-like
Exons: 4
Coding region: 32-838 (268 amino acids)
Biological process (GO): T cell activation
Cellular component (GO): external side of plasma membrane
Source: RefSeq, a predicted model, not a curated record
CUGCCUUGAAGGCGUGUAGGACUGCGGCUACAUGGCGCAGGCUGGUUCAUGGGGUCCUUGGGGAGCCACUGCAUGUUGGAGUUUGGAUUUGCCUGCAGAGAGCAGAUGGGUGGCUGGGCUGGCAAUGGUGCUGCUCUGCCUCCUCUGCAUCACACAAGCAUCCCAGGCCCAUCAGAAGCCAUCAUCAGAGGUGGUGGGGGCUGUUGACAGGGUGGCAUAUCUCAGUCCGAGCCUGCAAAGCAAAACCUCCUACCAUGAAGUCCAUUGGCGCCGCAACAACACCUUGAAACUGGCCAGCCGGGAUGGCACUGGUGAGGUCUGGUACCGCAACAACAGCUACUGGGGACGCCUGGAGCUCUUCCCCAACAACACCCUGAAGAUCAGCCACCUGCAGAAGAGCGACAGCAGCAUGUACCAGCUGUACAUGGAGGAUGAGACGGGCAAGGGGGUCAUUGAGAGCGUCCUCCUGACGGUGUAUGAGCUGGUCCCGAAGCCCACCGUGAAUGCCAAAGUGAUCAGGGGUGAUGCAGAGCACUGUGAAGCAACCCUGGAGUGCUCAGUGGGGCUCAAAGCGGUGACCUAUGAGUGGAUCUCCCCCUCCAAGGCCCACUGGAACCGUACCAGCACUUCUGAGCUGCAUGUGUCCCUCAGCUCCUCACCAGACACUUACACCUGCAAGGUCAGCAACCCUGUGUCCUCCAACAACGCCUCGCUGAUCUACAGGCACCCCUGCUCCUGGACAGGUGACUCUUCCGGUGCUGCCUCCUGUACCAGCACCAGCGUGCCGAUGGCCCUGGCACUCCAUCUCCUCAUCCUCCUCCUCCUCACUCUGCCUUAAGGCCACUCUGCAGUUGAUGUCUCCCCUCAUCUCAUCACCCCUGCUCCUGGAUGAAGCCGCUGGCUGAGCUGGAUGCAGAAGGAUGCGGUUGCUCAAGGGAACCAUCACAACCAGAGCUUGCUACAGCAGCACCCACCCAGUCCCUCCACAUCUGCCUGCUUCCUGCAGCCCAAGCUGCUCUGUGCCUCAGUUUCCCUCCUCACCUGUUCUGCUCUGCUUUAGUUCGAGGUCACAUCUCAGCUGCUGAAUUCAUGGUUACCUGCUCGGGACCCCUCUUGCUGGCCCCAAGACCUGCAGGAAGCCCAACCUGGACCUUUCCUAAGGCUCCCCAUGGAGCUGCGAGCUCCCUGAGCAUUGCCUGCUGUCCGUGAUGCCCUUUGCAUGCCUGAUGAGCAUCGUGCCAGAGCACCAUGCGUUUGACCUGCAGCCAGGGCAGCAGCACCAGAGCAGAGCCGGGAUGGCCCCUUUGGUUGCUCUGUGAUGGAGGGGUGGGCAGCAGCUAUGGGCUCUCCUGAUGCACGGA